Didymodactylos carnosus is the source of this 8424-nucleotide messenger RNA. The record is from the annotation of a GenBank genome assembly. Lineage: Eukaryota; Metazoa; Rotifera; Eurotatoria; Philodinida; Philodinidae.
AUGAAACGCGGUGCAGCAAAUUCAACCAGUGAUUUGAGAAAUAAACGAUCGUGUCUACCAAACAACAAUAAUAACAGUGAAAAUCAAAAACGUCAACGUUCAAACAAUUAUAAUAACAGCAGUUCAUGUGCUGCAGUCUCAUCAUUAUCUGAAACAAUGAGUAGUAUGAUGGAUCAAAAUAUUGACACACUAAUUCAAAUGGGUUUUGAAGAUCGUAACGCAGUGACAAAAGCAUUACAAAGAGCAAAUAAUGAUAUUUCAGAGGCUGUCACUCUUUUAACUGGAAAUGGACUAUUUGAUAAUGACACUAAUAAUAAUAAUAGCAAUAGUCAAGCGAUAGGUCACGAAGUGAACCCGUUUAUUGGACCAAAAACUAAAGAACAGAUCGAAGAUCAAGAACAAAAUAUGAUACAAUCCUCAUCGUCCAACAACAUGAAUACAUCAUCAAAUGUAGAUAUUCUGGAGGAUUCAUCACAUUUUCCAACAACAACAUAUCUAGAUCUUGAAACAAAAGUAUUUUCUGAACAAUGGUCAAUACCAUACAAAAAAGAUGAACCACUUGGAAAAUGUCUAGCUUUUGCCGCCAAACUGGCGAAAGAAGGUACUGCUGAUCAAGAUGAACAUUGUAAGCGUUUCAUGGAAAUACUUGUACCGGAUGCUUUUAAAAAGUUACAAACAACAAAUCCUGUUAACAUUUGGGGACCUGAAAUUCAAACGGGCAUAUUAGAUAUGCUCGAAAUGUUUAUUGACUUAGUGGCGGCACGUUUAUCUUAUUCACCUGUACCCAUUGCCCUUCUCGAAACAUUAGCCACUUGCUUUGAUGCGGACACAACAUUUCAACGUAAACAUAAAAAUAAAUCAUAUGAGCGUUCUUAUUUUGAUAAACAACUUGGUGACCGAAUACUAGCUUCACCCCCGCAAUCGUUUUCAAUGAAUAGAGAAACACAUGGUUGGCUAUGUUCAUUAAUUAAUCGUUUCGUUGCAAAAGAUGGAAUUACAAAUUUAAAGUCACAAUUUAAUGAAAAUUUAACAGCUCUGGAAUACAAUGCCCUUCUUUCACCGUUUAACAGCUGUAUGGAUUAUAUUCUUUCCGAAAAAUAUCGUCAGUUAUUCGAAGAACAUAUUGAACAAGCACUUGCUCACGUAAAAAAUUUGAAAGAAGAAGAUUUUAAAGUGAAGUCUACCAGUUCUGUUUUUGAUUUACUUUCGACGUUAAAAAAAAUAUCUUGUUGUGUUUGGCAUAAUCAAAUUGAAACUGUAGAAGAGUUACAUUUAAAUCUUGUCUUAAAAAUGGUCCAGUCAUCUAAUUUUAAUGCUAAAAUGAAUUCAUUAAAAGAAUUAUCCAAAAUUAUAGAAAAUUGUACAUCAUCAAUGUCAAGUAUAUCGAAAGUAUCUAUGCAUCGUGAUAAUGUAUCAGAAUGGAUUAUUGAACAUUCAAUAUUGUCAAAAGCUCUAGAAGGAAAUAUUGAUCAAAAUCAGUACGUUGAAAAAGUGAGAAUUCUGGUAGAAUUUAUUUCUCAGAGAAUAUUAAAAGAAGAUAUUGAAGGCAUAUGGAAAAUGCAGUAUGGUCGUUCUAUGGUCGCUAUUGAUCAUUUAUAUAGUUUAAUCGCAUCGGCUGCUAGUAAGUUUUCAUUAGAACAAAUAAAUUAUUUGAUCAACUUGAUUUAUGAGUCUUGGCAAAAAGAAUCAGUUUUAAUUCAAGAAAAAUUGAUUCAUUUAUUGGGAACAAUAGGGCGAGAUUGUUACAAAGAUUCAUCGGCACGAAUUUUAGAAGUUUUGUGGUCUAUGGCACACGAAGAACGUAUUACUCGAGUAAUGCUUGAUCAAAUACUUUGUUGUCAUUAUAAAAUCUUCAAUGAGGGACGUUUAUUACAUGAAAAUCUGAAACGCAGUUAUUGUUUAAAAUGUAUGGAGGAUCUCAAAAAUAAACAAUGGCUUGUACCAGCUAUUCGACAUAUUCACGAGUUGUUAAAACAAAAUGAUUCACCAACAUUUAAACGCAAUGAUAUGAAUCUGAUAUCGUUAUUAGUUGAUGGAAACGAUUUAAUAUUAUAUUUAAUUCAAAGUUUAACAACAUGUCAACAAGAUGUAUGGAAAAAAACUGGAGGACAAGUAAAAAUUGAUACAUUGGUUGAUGGACGUUUUACUCAUGAAGAAUCAAUCAAAGCACAUUUAGAUUUAUUAUCGUUUUUAUUAAAAAAAGGCAACAUGUUUUUAGUAUUGCGUCGUGCAGAAGAAUUGUGGGAUACACUUAUUGUUAAUGAAAAAACAUCCUUGUUUGAUAAAGAAUUAGGUCUUAAUUGGUUUAUAACAUGUGUUGAUGAUAUCAAUAGAGAAUCUCAAACAGCACUAUUUCAAAAACGUGUGGCAAAAUUAAAUCCUUUACAUUUAUCUCAGAAAGGUUAUGCGUGUUUCAAAUUAUAUUUUGAACAUUGUAAUUUACAAUAUGAUAGAUUUGAUCAAAGUCGAUAUCACGGCUCAUCAUCGUCAUACAAUAUUGAACAAUCUGAUUUAUUUGGUUUGGAUGCAUUAUGGGAAAUAAUUAUGUCGGUGAAUGAUGAUCGUUUAGCUGUUGAUGCCACAAAAUUUCUUAUUGAUAUGUAUUAUAAUAAACCAAAUGGUCGAUCUCGUCGACAAUCCCAUCAAUUAUUACAUGAACGCUUUCUUAAAGAAGUUUAUUCACGUUUAGCCGUAUUAUUAAACGAAGGUUUUGUACCAAACAUCCCUUAUUUAUCAAAUAAUAUUUAUACAGCAUUACGAUUAUGUGGUGAACAACUUAUCUCGCGUACGUCUCCUGCUUCUCCUCAAAUGGAAUCCAAUAAUGAUGGUGUUAUUGUUGAUGGUGAACAUCUUGAACGAAUGGAUUUAGACUUAUGGUUAACAAAAAUCGAACGUUUAUUAAUGAUAACUGAGGAAUAUAUUCAUACCGUAGAAAAUGAACAAUCGUAUACAUCACAUAUUUCAUCAUUUUAUGGUUUAGAAUUUCAAUUAAAAGUUGUACUGGGAGAUGUAUCCUUAUUAUCAUCUACCACUUCGUCAAAGACUCCAUUAUUACAACCAAAUAUUCAUUACGAUUUAAUUACCGUUCAUAUGAAUGAUACACUUGAAUCAUUACGCUCGCGUUUAGCUCAGCAUUAUAAAGUAUCUCCUCAAGAUUUACAGAUUUCUGUGAACGCAUCAGCUUUACCUCCAUUUCCAUCAGUUCAAUCAUCGAAUAAUAUUCUUGGUGGUUCAGCAAUACCACUUCAGUGUUCAUCAUCAUCAAACAACAACAUAAACAGUUCUAAUAAUAAUAAUAAUAAUACUAGUAGUUCAGGUAACAACAACAUGUUACCAUCUUAUUUUAAUUCCAAAUACCUUUAUCAAUUACAUAUUGAACCAGGAAUGUAUAUUUUUAUUAAAUUAACGGGUUCAUUAAAUCAAAUAACUCAUUCAUCAGUAUUGAAAGAAUCCAGUUUACAACCGAAUGAGAUCAGCCGCAAUGGUCAUUUGGCUCCAUUAAUGUUUUCUGGUUUAGACAAUGCUUCAUCAUCAAGAGCAUAUCCAUCGAUUAUGAUGGCUGAUAAUUCAAGAGUCUACGAUGUUUUAUAUAAAUUAUCGUUGAUAAAUAAUAAAAAAAUUCAUACACGAAUAAGAAAUUUAUUACGUUUAAUGCCAUCUGAUACGCGGAUUUUGGAUGUAUUCGAUUUGGUUUCUACAAGAGCGGCUGCUGCAUCAGCUUGUGAAAGACGACAAUCAUCUGAUAGUGGAAUAUCAAUGAAUUUACAACCAAAACAAGCUAUUCAAUUUCCAUUCUUUAAUAAAGAACAACAAACGAGUUUAAUACAGCAAUUGUAUAACUUAGAAAUAUUAGCGGGUAAACUAAAGCCAACAUCGACAAAUAUUGGAAUUAAACAAAGUGCCAAAUUAUUUAGACAAGAUUUUAUUGAAAAUGAUGGUUUAGAAUUUCUCUUACAAUUAUUAAAUCAUUUUGAGACUGAUCAACAAGGGGAUGAUGCUGAAUAUUAUUAUAAAUUACGACAAGAAAUGACUUCAUUGAUAUUACAACUCGUCAAACUAGUUCUUUGUGGUAAUGAGAGCGGUAAUGUAUCUGAUGUAAUACCUGAAGAACAACCAACAACAAUAACAACAACAACAACUGUCGCUACCGCUGCUGCUUGUCCUCCUCCAAUAGCUCCUCCAAUGCCCGCGAGCCUUGCUGUUACAUCUCCAGCGUCUAGUUCAGACGAUAUAAUGGAUUUUGAUUUUCAACCAUGUGUUGAACAUUUACAAUUUGAGGAGUUUGUUUCAACGGUGACACAAAUGAUUUUCUUAGCAUGGGCUGCGGCAGCUGGAAAUAUUCGUUUACAUGCACAACAAUGUACAAUCAAAGAACAAGUAAAAUUAGAUCGACAUAUUAUGUUAAAACAGUUAAAUAUGACAAAUAGCAGAAAUAAUAGUAAAAGUUCAAAUGAAACAUCAAACGGAAGUGAACAGAACAUUGUACAAUCUGGAAUGUGUGUCAAAAAAGAUUCCAUAUCUCCAUUAGACAGUGAAAUAGCAAAAAAAACAAUAUCGAUUAUUUUCCAUUGUUUUGAAAAACGUCCAGAAUUUGUUGCAUCGUUUCUUAUUCAACCAUUUUUUGCCGAUUUUAUUAUCGAAAUAUUAAUUGGUACACCUUCACAAGAUGUUCGUCAAUGUGCAUUGCAUAAUUUAACACUUUUAUGUAAAAUUGAACCAUUCACAUACGAUAUUCGUACAAUGUUUCAUCAAAUAUUAUUAAAAUGUCGUUUACCAUUGUGGUUAUCAUCGUCAACUGGUACACGUGGCCCAAAUCAAAAACUUUUAUCACAAUGCAUCGAAUAUUUUCAAUUACGUUGUCGUUUAACAGAAUAUUUAACAUGUGAUGUUCAACAUAGUUUGGGUAUAAAUGCUAAAACUUUAUUAACGGAUGAAAUCAAUUGGUUAGGUACUUAUACGGUAACGAAUGAAUUACGAUCAAUUGAUAAUAUAUUAUUUAUUGGACAUUUGCAUUUUAUUCGUACACUAUUAACAUGUGAAAAUAUAAAUAAAAUUGAACAUGGAAGAGAAUUAAUUCGUCUAUUGAUCGAUCAAUUUUUAUUUCCAGCAUCAAAAUCUAUGACAACAUCAGUGACAAAUAAUGGUAUGGUAAUCAUAUCGAAUGACGAUACGGUACCAGAACCAAAAUGUUCAACGAGUGAAAGUCGUUUAGCAGCAUACGAUGUCCUUGUUGAAUUAGCUCGACACUGUCGUGAAAAUUUAAAUAUUAUUGUCGACGAUUUAAUUAUGUUACAUCAUCGGUCAGUUAUUGAGAAACAAAACGAAUGGGAGUUUAUGCCACAAGUAAAUCCUCGAGCAUCGUGUGGUCUUGUUGGUCUUUACAAUGGUGGUGCAACAUGCUAUAUGAAUGCUGUACUUCAACAAAUGUAUAUGUUACCAAACAUAUCAGAAUAUAUCUUAAGUGUACACGAUGAAAGUUCAGAAUCAACACUAUUUUAUCAAUUACAACAAGUAUUUGGUCACUUGAUGGAAAGUAAAAUGCAAUUUUAUAGUCCCGAACCAUUAUGGAAAGUAUUUCGAUUAUGGGGUCAAGAAAUUAACAUUCGUGAACAACAAGAUGCAUUUGAUUUUUUUACGGCAUGUACCGAUCAAAUUGAUGAAUAUUUGAAAACAAAUAAACGAGAAGAAAUAUUUCGUAAAAAAUUUGAAGGUAUAUUUUGUAAUCAAAUGAUAUGUAAAGGUGGUUGUUCACAUCGAUAUGAAGGUGAAGAAAAAUUUAUGGCAUUAAAUGUGGCUGUUAAAGUUGAAAGUUUAAAUGAAUCAUUAAAUCAGUUUGUUAAAGGUGAAGUAUUAGAUGGUACGAAUGCCUAUUACUGUGCAAAAUGUCAAGAAAAACGUACGACAAUAAAACGUUUAUGUAUUAAACGUUUACCACCCUAUUUAUGUAUACAAUUAAAACGUUUUGGCUAUGAUUGGGAAAAUAAUCGUGCGUUAAAAUUUGAUGAUUAUUUUCGUUUUCCAUGGAUAUUGAAUAUGGAACCGUAUACCGUCGAUGCUGUUAAUAGACGAGAUAGUUUUGUGGAUAAUGAUGAAACAAAUACUAAUGGAAUGCCAACAAAUAGACAUGGUGGUGGAGAAACAUUGGAAAAUUCGGCAGCAGGCGAUGCCAACAAAGUGUUUCAACGUUCAUCAUCUUCAUUAAAUCCUUCAACAAUCAACUACGAAUUAGUCGGUAUUGUUGUCCACUCUGGUCAGGCCAAUGCUGGUCAUUACUAUUCAUUUAUAAAAGAUAAAAAAACUGAUCGUUCUUCAAAUCGUUGGUAUCGUUUCAAUGAUACAAAUGUCGAAGAAAUACAGUUGACAGAUCAGUUGUUAGAUGAAGAGUGCUUUGGUGGCACAUUCAAAGUAAAUAAAGACAAUAACAAUAGUAAUAAUAAUAAUAAUUGGACUGAAGAACGAACGCGUUUUUGGAAUGCUUAUAUUCUAUUAUAUCAAUGUAUUGAACCAAAUAAAAUUCAACCACAAUCAUCAGUGCCCACAACUCCACGAACUCCUCGUACCAUGCCUGGCUCCGCUGUACGUAUUCAUCGUAAUAGUCCAUCGUUAACAUCAGGAACAUCCGUUGAUCGUUCACGUGAUAGUUUAUCAGAAUUAGCCGAUCUUGUUGUUCGAACAGAACAAGCCGAUAUUUUUAAACAAGAUGCAAUGCCAUCUAAUGUACUACGUUGUGUUAAAGAUGAAAAUCGAGAAUUUUUAAAAAAUCGUGAUACAUACUGUGAUGAUUAUUUUCAAUUAAUUUAUAAACUUGUUGGUGUAUGUUUAAAUGGUGAUCAGAAAUAUCAAGAUAAGUAUGUGGGUGUUAAUACCGAUGAUAUUUAUAUUGUUCAUAAUACAGAUGUUGAUGAUGAAGAUAAUGAGCAAACAUUUGAAUUAUGUACACGUUUAUCAACAAAUUUUAUUCUAAAUACAUAUUUUCAUACAAAUCGUCGUCUAAGGAAAGAUUGGACAACAUGUUGGGUACAAUUAUUAUCAAAAUUAUUUGUUAAAAGUGAAAAAUCAUGUUUAGUCUAUUUACAAAAUAUAUUAGAACGUGAUGAUAAUGGUUUAAAAUUAUAUUUACUCGAUUGUUCCAUUGAUGAUAUAAGAUCAUCAUUUGAACAAAUAAUGAAAAAUUUAUUAAAAUAUAGUCGGAAGCAUAUUUCUAAUAUUAGUAUACAAAAUCAAUUACGAUCAGCAGCAGAUGAUGAUGUUGAUGAUAGUAAUGAGACAAUUGUUGUAGUAAAUACAAUAGAUACACGACAUGAAUUAGCUGGAUGUUUAUCAAAAUUUAUUGAACAAUUAGUAUCAUUAUUAGAUAAAUCAGUUGUUGAACAAGUAAAACAUUCCCAAAAUUAUUUUCAAUUAUUAUAUCAUUAUUCUCAAUUAGAUACUCAUUGUGUUCAACAUUUAUUAAAAUUAAAUACAUUCCCAAAAUUAAUGACAUUUUUGUUAGGUACACCACCCACUUCACAGACUGUCGCUGAAAAUGGUUCAGUUAUUACAGCACCAGCAGAUGAACAACAGACAACAUCAAGGCGUUGGAAUUCUGGACAAGCAAAAGAAUUUGGAUAUGUUCAUGAAUUAAUUGCCACUUUAGCAUUAGCAUGUGAUACAUCAUUAAUACCUAUCGAUGAAGAAAGUAUACCAUUAUCAGAUGAUAUGAAAUUUUAUUUUUAUGGUAAAUUAUCAUAUAAAUAUUUAAAAGAAAUAUGCUACGCAUUUCAAGAAGUAUUACAAAUACAUUUAAAUAAAACUUUAGAAUUAUUAAAAAAAUUAUCAACGGAAAAUGAAUUAUUUUCUAUACAGUUAAUCAAAGCAAUAAUUAAUUCAAUUGCAACAUCAUCAACUAACGAUUUGAAAACAUUAUUCAAAUUAUUAAUGGAAAUUUUGUUGAUUGAUGAUUCAUUACAAGAUAAACGAUUAUGUUUAUCAUUUGAUGGUGUAACCGAAAGAGGUGGCGGUGAUAAUGUUCAAAAUAUGAAUGAUCUUUAUUCCAUCAUUCGUGCAAGUAUUAAUUCAGAUGGAAAACGUGCUUAUCAAUGUGUGAAAUUUUUAAUUAAUUUAUCGACUAGAAGUUCAACAUGUAAAGAAUAUCUUUAUUCUGCUGCUCCAAAUUGGGAAACGGCCAUAACAUGGUUGAAAGAACAAAUGACACAUAAUUGGGCCUGGUCACCAUCUAUGAAUCAAUCAAACGAAGACAGUGAUAGUCGAUCAUUUCAGCGAACAAAAAGUGCACAAUUCACAUUAGAAGAAGCACAAAGAUUAUUAAAAUCUGGAAAUGAGAAUAUAGAAUUGAUGGACUAUGAUUUGAAUAAUAAUAACAGCAACAACAACAACAGUCAAUCAUCUUCUCAAUCUACAAUUAUUGCCGAUGAAUUAAAAUAG